Messenger RNA from Striga asiatica, 1490 nucleotides. The record is from the annotation of a GenBank genome assembly. NCBI's taxonomy places the organism in Eukaryota, Viridiplantae, Streptophyta, Magnoliopsida, Lamiales, Orobanchaceae.
GCGCACGUAGUUGCAGCACAAAAUCUUUGAAGAGAGGAGGGGAAAAAAUAAAUGGGAGGAGGUUUUGAAGGAGCUGAGCCAACUCGCCGGGACUUUACUGAGUCGACUAACCGGUCCAAAUAUCCUCACCCAAAUACAAAAUGCAUACAAAAAUUCACACACAGCGUGAAAAAAAUGGAGAAGAAAUUUGGAGCCUCCUUUACUACUAUAGUUACCCAUAUCAACACCACCACCACCACUUUCUCUCUCCCUCUAGCCCUAACCCAAAUAUCCAUAGUCCAAACGAGGCUAAUUAUAUGCUUCUUCAUCUCUCUAGAAUACAUACGCCUGAGUGUAUCUCUUUUUUCAUCGAUCCCUUUUCGAUUGCCCUCCAUUCAUAACUCCUAUUCUCUCAUACCACCGUUUAUUUCUAUCUGUUUCAGGGAAAGAUCUGUUGGUGGGUUCUGGUUGGAUUUGGGGUUUUUGUGUGAGAUUGCUGAUAAAUUGGCCGAGGACAUAGUUUCAUGCCUUAACCAACCCUAAUUUAAUUUGUACGUGUGAAACUCUACAAGUUUUUGUUGAAAAAUGGAGCAGUCCCAGGUUCCUCAAUUGGAGGCUGGAGUAUCUAUUAAAAGAAAGAGGAGUCAAACAUCACGCCGGCCUAGACCCGAGGCUCAGCCAUCAACUCCAAUUUCGGAUGACUUGAGUAAGGUCUCAAGUGACGAGUAUGAUGGUGAUGGUAACUCGGGUGGCAAAAUGUUUAAUCUGAGUCAGUGUGUAUCGAGGUCUUUGCCAGCUAUUGGGCCGGAUAGUGGACCAAAUGCUGCUAUUCUUGGUAAUGGUAUUACAUGUGACGGAUCAGAAAGUCAGAAUAAACUGAAAAAAGUUAAAUUGAAGGUUGGUGGUGUAACUCGCACGAUACAAGCCAAAUCCAACGCUAAUGGGGCAUCGGGCAGUGUGUCCUCGGAAAGUCCUGAUUACUACCAGUCUCCAACGUCUGAUAAGAAAAGAGGGCUGCAAGGUAUCCCGUGGAAGGAUUUCUCGAAAGGUAAUUUCAAUAUUGGGAAUGCCAUUGAGAAACAAGGAUAUAAGUUGGAUUCAGUUCGUAAGAGCAAAAGGGUUCCCAAAAGGCGAGUUCUUGAUGCGGAUUUUGACGAUGAUGAUGAUGAGGAUGACGAGAUCCGGUACCUGGAGAAACUUAAGUCCUCAAAGAUGCACAAGGGGGGUAAAUACGACAAUUUGGAAGAUUUCGGGAGGCUCGGCAAGAAACCCAGAUCUGGAGACAUUGAGUAUGAGGAGGAAGAAGAUGAACCAUCCUCUGAUGGUGAAGGAAUGAGAAAGAAAAAACUGAAAAAAGAUCUUUCGGAGUUCGACACGGAAAACAAGAGAGAAAUUGCUCUUACAACUCGUCAAAGAGCCCUUUUAACCAAAGAUGCCUCUGCAUCUGGUCAAAUUGAGUUUCCAAAUGGCUUACCACCAGCUGCACCCCGAAGUUAGUAGGAAAACACUUU